AUGAGCACGGAUUUAUCGAGGAAGAAAAAGUUAAGAGGGGCUCAUCGAGCGUCCGCCACACGACUUCAAAAGACGGUGAGUGAAGUACUUAUUUCUUUUGACCCAAAUAAUCUGGAAGAAAUUGUGCCCAAACUGAAUCAACUUAAAACUAGCAUGAAAGAAAAACUUGAAACUUUAAAGGUCCUUGAUGAGGAAAUUCUUGAACUAGUUGAUGAAGCUAAUAUUGAAGAAGAAAUAGAACAGUGCGAUAUUUGUAGAGAAGGCUUGCAGUUGGCUUUAGAAAAUGUAGAAAGAGCACUUAAUACCUCCAGCAUGCCUAGUUUAGCUGUGUUAUCGAAUGUGACUGAAAAUACAACAAGUAACACCCCACCAGUACCCAGUCAAGCCCCCACAUCACCCCAAGGCUCUAGUGCUAGCACUGCAAGCACGUCGUUACUACAGAAUCAAUAUUCAAGUCAGCUUGAUACAUCAAAUGAAAAUGGAAUGCCAAAUUUGGGUCAGCCUUCUAUGUCAACUGUGAAUCAACCCCAACCAGUAGAGCAUCCUACCAUACCACCUGCAUCACCCGAUAACCCUGGGGGGCAUCCAGCUGUCCAACCAAUCAAUCGUGUAGCACAAGUAAAUUGCCAAAAUUAAUCCUUAAAAGGUUUUCUGGGGAUCCUAGUCAAUGGAACCCAUUCUGGGAUAAAUUUUAAGCCUCUAUCCACAACAAUCCCUCCUUAGCAGCGAUAGAUAAAUUCAAUUACCUCAAGUCUUUCAUGGACGGAGCUGCUGCUGAAUCCAUUGCUGGAUUGUCUUUAACUAAUGCUAAUUAUGAAGAGGCAUUUGUUAUUUUGAAAUCAAGGUUUGGGAACAAGCAGCAAUUUAAUUAUAAAUCGACAUAUGGAUAUUCUGUUAAAUCUUCCAUCAGUUAAUUCUGAAAACAACCUGAAGGGUUUGCGCCAACUUCAUGAUACGGUGCAUUCACAUAUUAGAAGCUUGAAAUCUAUGGGAGUAGCCCCUGAAUCUUAUGGUAGCCUUCUUUCUUCAAUAUUAAUGUCCAAGCUACCAACAAAUCUACAGCUGGUUGCUAGCAGAGUGGUUAAGGAAAACAAAUGGAAUUUGUAAGGGUAAGAAGCCAUCUCCACCGCCUCCUAGGGACCCUCCUGAGGAACAUGGGCAAAGCGGAUCCAACAAGUCAAAGGAAAGUACUAGUUUGGGAACCCAUCCUGACGCAACUGUCUGUCACACAACCUCAUCGAACUGUGUCCUUCUCCAAACCGCAAGAGCAAAUAUACAUGUAUAUAACCCAGAUAAUCCUGAUAGUCCCAAGGUCAAAGCGAGACUAAUCCUGGAUGGCGGCAGUCAGUGCUCGUAUGUCAGCAGUGCACUGACGGGAACUCUCGGUCUGCAGUCAAAGAGUCAAAGGUCGGUAAACAUAAAAAUAUUUGGCUCUAGCGAGACUAAUGCUCAAGUUAUUGAUGUGGUGAAUCUUGGAAUAGAAACUGCCUAUGGAGCAAACAUUGAAAUGUUAGCAUUUACUGUGCCAUUAAUUUGUCAGCCAUUAAAGAACCAAUUCGUGUCAAGUGCUAGCAAGACCUACCCUCAUCUCGCCAACCUCCACCUAGCUGAUUACUCAUUUGGGCAACACGAUGCGAAAGUGGAUAUUCUGAUCGGUUCAGAUCAUUACUGGAAGAUCGUGACCGGGAAAACCAGACAAGGAGAAAGUGGUCCGACUACCAUUCAAACGAGGCUUGGUUGGGUUCUCUCUGGGCCUGUUGGAAACGAACCGCGGCAAUUAACCCACACCAGCAAUCUUGCUACAAUCCACACCCUCAAAUGUGCCUCCGAAGAAGUUGAGUGUAAGAAUGAUGUCGUUGUACAAGAACUGAAGAGAUUUUGGGACUUAGAAACUCUCGGUAUUCAACCACAGUGUGUGUACAAAGAAUUACUAGAAAGCAUUAAGUAUGAAAAUAAUCAUUGUGUGUUCAAUUUGCCAUGGAAACCUGAUCUUGCUGAACUGCCUGAUAACUAUGAUCUUAGCAAGAAACGUCUAUUAGAGUUGCUGAAGCGACUGC
Messenger RNA from Paramuricea clavata, 2057 nucleotides. NCBI's taxonomy places the organism in Eukaryota, Metazoa, Cnidaria, Anthozoa, Malacalcyonacea, Plexauridae. The record is from the annotation of a GenBank genome assembly.